GCCGCAACGUCCGUCAAGCAGUUUAAACACUGGUAUCCGCAGUAUGGAGGCAUCUUCGAGAACAUCAUGAAGAUGAACUGCACCGCCGAAUACGAUAAAUACAUAACCGGCUAUAAGAACCAUUCCGAGAUCGACUGGAGGGCUGGCGGUGGAAUAUACACUGCCCUGACGCAACCAGUCAUCGACUGUCUCCUCGAAAACACGUCCGAGUUCCUCAAGGGUAGCAUGACAGGCGCCCAGAUCCUACUCGGUGUCAUGCCUACUAUCAUCGCCCUUCUCGGACCAUCUCACGACGAGAUAGCCAUGCUAUCGAAUGUCGGAAGGAGACCACUGUUGGCCGCCGGGAUGGCUUUGGCGUCCCCCUCGGCAUACUUCAGCAGAGCAUUCGAGUAUAAAAGUCCGGCCGAAAUCCUCAGCAAAGACGAGCAAAGACUUACCCAGUGGCGCCCACAUCGUUCCAUGUUGCUGGUCUCGUUUCUGGAAUACGCUCUCGUUACUGCAGCCUGUUACAAUGUUGUGAUAAAUACCCUGGAAGUCAGCCGCAAGACUAUCAGUUCCUUCUCAUCAGAUAUGGAUUUCAUGCCGAAUCUGUGGUUGGUGCUCGGAUUCUGCAUCCACGUUUUCAGCGGCGUUGUCUUCCGUCUAAGGCUUCGGGGCUGGAGGGUCAAAGAGAAGAAGGCCAAAGCUAUCAUUACCACAACGGAAUUCGUUCCUUGCGCUGCUGAAGGCUACAGCGUCCGCAUUCGGGCGUUCACGGAAACCAAAACGUUUUUGUUCCUGGCGUGGGCACUGUCUACCUUCACUAUCCUACACGUGGUCUUCGGAACUCUUGUUUUUGCCAGCAUACUUUUUGUCGGUAUCAAAGAUGCUCUGUCCAUUGUUGGCAGGUAUAUCGCGGCGGUGGUGAUUUGUCGCGUCAUUCUUAUGUAUGAGUUGGCUGGUAUGAGGGAAUGCUGG
Messenger RNA from Fusarium vanettenii 77-13-4, 957 nucleotides. RefSeq lists its product as uncharacterized. The annotation marks the transcript as partial. NCBI's taxonomy places the organism in Eukaryota, Fungi, Ascomycota, Sordariomycetes, Hypocreales, Nectriaceae. The record is from RefSeq and is a predicted model, not a curated record. The transcript is spliced from 2 exons.